AUGAAUUCAAUUAAUCCACCCAAGAAUCUUUCAUCGAUUCUUUCUCAACCGACUUAUCCACUUGAUAAUAUCACUCUAAUACCCCAACAAAGUCUAAUCCCUGGGAUCCCUGAUGGUAUAUUGGCCCUUAUUGCUCCUAUUGUAGCUUAUUGGUCUUAUGCUACCUUUUUCCAUAUAUUAGAUAUUUAUGAAUUAGCAGAAAAAUAUAGAAUUCAUCCAAGUGAAGAAGAAGAAUCAAGAAAUAAAGUUACAUUACAUGAAGUUGUACGUGAUGUUAUAUUCCAACAUAUAAUUCAAACUAUUGUUGGAUAUAUUGUUUAUUGUAUUGAUCCAAUUAAUUCAACUGGUGAUGAAUUUUAUAAAAUGUGGUCAUUAAAACAAAAAUAUGGGUUCUUACCGGAUAUAAUGGUUUAUUAUUGUUAUAUGUAUGGAAUUUCAAUUUUAAAAGUAGUGGUUGCUAUUUGUAUAAUUGAUUCAUGGCAAUAUUGGUUACAUCGCAUUAUGCAUGUCAAUAAAACUUUAUAUAAAAGAUUUCAUUCAAGACAUCAUCGAUUAUAUGUCCCUUAUGCUUAUGGUGCAUUAUAUAAUGAUCCAGUUGAAGGGUUCUUAUUGGAUACUUUAGGUACUGGAAUCGCCGGUUUAAUCACAGGAUUAUCUCAUCGUGAAAGUAUCUUUUUAUAUACUUUUGCUACUUUAAAAACUGUUGAUGAUCAUUGUGGUUAUAGAUUACCAUUUGAUAUUUUUCAAAUUAUUUUCCCCAAUAAUUCAGUUUAUCAUGAUAUUCAUCAUCAAAUUUGGGGUAUUAAAAAUAAUUUCUCCCAACCUUUCUUUACCAUUUGGGAUACGGUUAAUAAUACUCAAUAUAAAUUUGUUAAUGAAUACAAGGAAUUACAAAAUCAUAUUACUUUAACGAAAUAUAAAGAAUUCUUAGCUAAAAAGGAAGCAAGAAAGUCUGCAAGUCGGUCAAGUAGUGAAUCAUCUUCUCGUGCUACCACUCCAGUUAAUACUGAAUCCAAAAAGGAAAUUUAA
Molecule: messenger RNA, 1029 nt
Organism: Hemisphaericaspora subhashii
Lineage: Eukaryota; Fungi; Ascomycota; Pichiomycetes; Serinales; Debaryomycetaceae
Gene: SUR2
Product: sphingosine hydroxylase
Exons: 1
Coding region: 1-1029 (342 amino acids)
Biological process (GO): lipid biosynthetic process
Molecular function (GO): iron ion binding; oxidoreductase activity
Source: RefSeq, a predicted model, not a curated record